AUGACCCGACAGCUGCUGCCUUCACUAGCACCACAACCAAUAGUGACUCGACAGCUGUCGGCGUUGUCUCCACAACCGACAUCGCCACUGGGCGGACCGUCAUCGUUUGAUGCAGCAGAAGCAGCGGAAGGAGAGCUGAGUGAGAAUGAUUUUCACCGGCUCGCAGACGAAGCCCUGCACUGGCUCCACGAGAACUUCGAUGUUCUAGGUGAUGAGGUGGACAUUGAAGGAUUCGAUGUUGACCUGUCACAAGGAGUUUUGACGCUUCGUCUCGGACAACACGGGAUCUUUCCCCCACUGCCCCCUUCCCUGCUUCGCCGUGCGAAUCCCCUUCCCUUUCCCACUUUUCUCUCUCCAGCUUCCCUCCACACUCCCCCUCUCGCGCCGCUUUGUCCUUCCAUCGCUUCCAUCUGGGCCUCCAUCCUUCCCUCCCUCCCUCUCCCUGUGUCUCCAUCCCUUUCUUCCAUUCCCCGUUCGUUAUUUUUCUACUUGCCGUCUGACUCCCCUCUCCUGCCAUUUCCCAUCUGUCUUUCAGCAUUCCCUUUCCCUGUCCCUUCCUUCUUCCCUGCACACCUUUUCCCCUAUUUGUCCGUUUUUCCUAAUCCUAUUAAUCCCUCCCCCGCAAAAACCUCUUACUUAUCUUCCUCAUCUUACCCAUCCCGCCCACCCUUCCCCUCGUCCUCUCUCCAUCGCCCUCUAUUCUUUUCCCCUAUAACUGCCCCCUUUCCCUUCCACUACCACCCUUGUUUUCCCUCCUUUGGUCCUCCUCCCAUCACUCGUCUCGUUUCACCCGCUUCUCCUCAUCUCGUCCAUUCUACUUUUGCACCCCUGUUUGCUUCUUCCUGCAUUCACAGCCUCCCAAAAUUUUCUAGGUAA
This is a messenger RNA of Closterium sp. Naga37s-1, 876 nucleotides long. The record is from the annotation of a GenBank genome assembly. Lineage: Eukaryota; Viridiplantae; Streptophyta; Zygnematophyceae; Desmidiales; Closteriaceae.